Molecule: messenger RNA, 7423 nt
Organism: Exophiala dermatitidis NIH/UT8656
Lineage: Eukaryota; Fungi; Ascomycota; Eurotiomycetes; Chaetothyriales; Herpotrichiellaceae
Exons: 5
Coding region: 696-7070 (2124 amino acids)
Source: RefSeq, a predicted model, not a curated record
UGUGUCUUGCAUGCCCACUCUGUUUGGGGCAGCGCGUUAUUCGUCCACUGCUGUCUGAAGGCCAACAUGGUCAUGUCCAGUAUCGUUGCAUAUGGAAUCAUGGAUGGAGAUCAUUUGGGAGGCGGAUAAAAUUCUGCAUCUUUUGCUGCCCGUCUCGGCGACGUGAAACAUAAUAAAUCGUACUACGCGCAACGAAGCUGGCCAAUUUUCUCCUUUUUCUGGGGCGCCCGGUUGUGUAUCGAUAGAGGUUCGCGAUAGGAGAUCGGGAAGACCUGGGACUGGCUUGUGCUUUGCGGCUUGACCAGGUUUGUUUUUGGGGAUCUGCGGCGCUUUCUGCAAGGGGGGAGACGAACGAGGGAUGCGAACUGGGACGCCAUCCACUCAAUUGGCGGCGGUUGUCACACUCUAGAAGCGCAAACAUCCAAUCGCCCGACGCAGCACCAACAGCACCGGCAGCAGCGCAGCCUGUCUUUUGCUUGUGACCUCCUGACGCUGCAUUCAAGUUCAUCCCAUCACCAGGUAUUCAAGCCUGAUCCUCCCCGUCGACCUCCCCUCGCUCCAAAAGCGGCUCUGUAGACGCAGCCUCACCUCUUCUGUUCCUCAGUCACGCGCAUCUACGGUAUUAUUCGCGUCAUUGCCGUCGCAUCAAAUGCUCUCCCCGUCCUAUCUGUACGACUACUCCGCUCAAUUACAGCAUGGCGACUUUCGCAGCUGCGUCGCCCGUCGCCGAGGCCAGAAAGACCGCGUCGCAUCAACAAAGGACCCCGAAAAGGUGGAAGUUUGGAUUGGAUAAAAUUGAGUUCGAGUUCUCGCAUCCUUACAAGGCAUGGGAGGCCGGCAUGUCUCCAACUGCCGAUUGGCCCUACAUGGACAUGCACACCGCCAUGUUCGAGUGCAACGCGCCAAAACAACCGGUCGAGUCUCCGAAUUACGAUGUUCAUCUGAGAGCAAUUGCGCUGGUCGCAGCUCUACUCCAAGACUUGUGUGACCGUCCUCCACCUUAUGGAUGUGAACCGCCGCCCUACUGUGCCGACCAUCUACUCCCGCUUUACGCGCUGUCUGACCCUCUCGCGCAAGCCCACCUUCCAGACUAUCCAGAUUCGCUGAGUGGCCCUCCUCCCACUCGGAACCCGACGUCACGAGAUUCGAAGAUGGAUUUUAGCAUAGACUUUGGCGAUACUACCGGCUUCCAAACGAGGGGGAAGAAGGCCAAGAAAGCGGCACAAAAAGCGGCUCAGCAAGCUAAAUGGUUUGAGUCGGACAACGAAGGUGAGGGCAACGCCGCUGGGGAGGGUGGAGAUGGUGGUGAGGGUGGCGGCGACAACGGUGGGAGUGCUGGAGGUGCAGGUGGGGGCGACGACAACAAUGGCGGGGGAGGUGAUGACGAUGACUGGGACUAUGGCGGAAGCAAGAAGAGCAAGAAGAAGAACAAGAAAAAGCAAGAGGAGGAGGAGCGGAAGAAGCAGCAAGAGGAGGAAGAAAAGAAGAAAAAGGAGGAGGAGGAAGCCGCCAAUGCUGCUGACCCUCUUAGUUGGGCCGACGAGACCAAUAACGCUGCUGCAGAUGAUGACUGGACCACAAGCUUCGGGACGAAGAAAGAUAAAAAGAAGAAGAAUAAAAAGGGUGCCAACGGUGCUGUCGAGGACCCACCAGCAACCUCCGCCUUCCAAGAUAUCAGUCUUGAUGACACGGCCCCUAAGCUGGAAUUCAGCUUCGGGGGCUCCGACAGCAAGAAGGAUUCCACCGGUUUCGGGGCGUGGGGCAAGACGUGGGAUUUUGGAACUCUCGACACUGACACGACUAAGGCGGAGGACCCGUCGACCAAGAAGGACAGUGAGGAGAAAGACGAUGCCGAUGACUUUGCCGACAACAAUCCCUGGUCCUUUGGCAAGAAGUCGAAGCAGAAAAGCAACGCUUUUGAUCUUGGGGAUUUGGCGGGCGAAAAUGCAUUCAGUCUUGAUGGCGAUGCCGGCGAUACCAAGCCGACCGACGACGCGUGGGGAUUCUCAACCGUGACCAAGAAAGACAAGAAGAAAAAGGGUAUGGAAGUGAAGAAGGAAGAAGAGUCUCCGCCGGCCGUAGAGGAAGCAAAGGAAGAAGACACCUGGGGUGGGUGGGCCACUACUACCUCCAAGAAAUCCAAGAAGAAGAAAGGCGCUGUUGAGGAGGAUCCAAUCCCACCUCCUCCACCCGCCGCUCCAGCCGCGCCAGAGCCAGCUGCCGCAGAGGACGAAUGGGCGUUUUCUACGAGCAAGAAGGACAAGAAGAAAGGGAAGAAAGGUGCCGUUGAGGAACCCGCCACCGAGACCAAAGAACCCGCCGCUGAUGCAGCUGAUGCUGACACCACGUUUGAUUGGGGGGUUGGAACGGGCAAGAAGGACAAGAAGAAGAAGAACGGCUUUAGCGAUCUACUGGACGACUUUCUUGAGGAGCCCGAUGCUGCCACUAAGCCCGAAACUUUAGCCACCAAUGGCGACGACUGGAUGUCUGGAGCCUGGAGCACCAAGAAGAAAGACAAGAAAGGAAAGAAAGGCGGGGUCGAGGAUAUGUCAGCUUUCGACGAUGAGGAGCCAAAGGCCGACGCUAAAACUCAUGAUGAACCCACGGCCGACGACGCCUGGGGAACGUUUAGUACUGCCAAGAGCAAGAAGGACAAAAAGGGGAAAAAGGGUGUCGAAGCCGAUGAGGAGCCACCGCCGCCUCCGGCGGCACCCGAGCCUUCCGCCGAAGCUGAUGAUAUCUGGAGCAAUUUUGGCAAAAAGGACAAGAAGGGGAAGAAGGGCAAGAUCGCAAGCCCUGAACCGUCGAUCCCAGAGCCUGUACAUGAAGCCGAACCUGAAGCAUUACCUGAGCCUGAGCCCGAGCCUCCCAAAGAUGAGCCGAAAUACGCUGAUAUUAGUGGUUGGGCCAACCUAUCUUCAAAGGAGCGCAAGAAGAAAGAGAAAGAGGCCAGGAAGAAAGGUUUGCUCAUUCCGUCUGAAGAGCCUCCUCCUCCACCCCCAGCACCAGAACCUGAGCAAGAGGAAGAUACAUGGGGAGGCUGGGGCACGGCUGGCAAGAGCAAAAAGGACAAGAAGAAGGGCGGCGACGAACCUGCCGAAGAGCAGGUGAAAGCAGCCGAUCCAGAACCUGAUGCAAAGGCGGACGACGAUGAUUGGGGAUUUGGCCUGUCUGCAAAGGAAAAGAAGAAGAAAGAGAAGGAGGCGAAAAAGAAAGGUCUUCUCGAUGUUGUCGAGGAGACUCCGCCAUCUGCUGAGCCGAUACCUGAUUCACAGGCGAAAGAAGAUGAAAACACCUGGGGAACCUUCGGUAUGUCGGCCAAGGAGAGAAGGAAGAAGGAGAAGGAAGCUAAGAAAAAGGGACUUUUGAAUGUAACGGAAGAACCUUCACCUCCUCCUCCUCCGCCUGAAGCUGAGCCUGAGACUAAAGAGGACGAUAACUUCGCUUGGGGUACUGUCUCUUCCAAGGAUCAAAAGAAAAAGGGAAAGAAAGGGUUUGCCGAGCUCGAUGAAGAACCAUCUGCACCAGUUCCGGAGGAAGAAGCGAAAUCAGCGCCUAAGGAGGAGGACACUUCGCCCGCUUUCGGCCUUUCCGCGAAGGAGAAGAAAAAGAUGGAGAAGGAGGCCAAGAAGAAGGCCGCCAGCGCGGCACUAUCACCUGAACCCGAACCGGAGCCUGAUACUGCCGGACAAGAGUCCAAAUUGGCUGAAGAGGACAGCAACGAUAUAUGGGGCACUUGGAACACUACAAGCAAAGACAAGAAAAAGUCAUCCAAGACUAGUGAGGCGGUUGGCAAUGACAGCAUCUGGGAUGCCUGGGGCACCAAAGACAAAAAGAGUGGGAAGCAGUCCAAAGCCAAAGAUGAACCACCGCCCCCUGCUCCGAGUCCACCAGCUCAAGGUUUGACACCCGAACCUGAAGGUACGCAGCUGCUUGAGAAUGAGGCUGAGGAUGACACCUGGGCGGCCUUGACCAAGACAAAGAGCAAGGCAUCCUCGAAACAGAGUGCAGUUUCCAAGUCUAGCACCUCCAAAGACAAGACCAAGAAGGCCGAUAGCAUUGACGACGUUGGCGAGGGUGCAGCCGCCGAAAAGGCCGCGAAAAGUACCAAGGGCAGCAUAUGGGGAUUCGGGAUGUCGACAACCACGACCAAACUGACCAAGAAGGAGAAGGAAGCCAAAGCCAAGAAGGAGGCCGAGGAACAAGCCAAGAAAGAGGAGGAGGAAAGGCCAGCUCGCGAGGCUGCGGAGGCCGCAGAGGCCGAAGCAGAGGCAGAGGCAGAGGCAGCACGAGUAGUUGCGGAAGAAGCAGCGAAGAAAUCAAAGACCAAGAGCGGCAAGCAGUCAAAGACCGAAUCGAAAGUCGGUAAAUCCAAGAACGCCGCUGAUCUGCUUGAUGUACUUGACGAGCCAACUCCGGGCAAAGUCGACAAAAGUUCCAAGUGGAAGGAAGAAAAAGAAGCCAACAAGACUGACGACUAUUUUGGCUUCUGGGGUAGCGGGUCAACGUCCAAAAAGACAGCUGGCAAAAAGGAGAUAGACUCUAAAAAGGAAAUUACCAAACAGGGGGCGACCAAUGAGAACGAUCCACUAGCCAGCCAUACGAAGGACCUCGACCUUGGGUUCGACUUCGACGAGCAACCAGCUUCAACAAAAUCUCCAAAGGCAAUGACCACUACCACUGGGAAGAACAAGUUGGGUGGCUCUGUCGCUGAUCGCAUCAAAGCGUUGGAAGGCGGCGCGAAAGACGACAGCGGAAAGAAAUCCAAGACCGCCUUGCUGACUAAGAAUUCGCCUCCAGCUGAAGGAGCGCCAUCGCCCAAAGAGGAAAAAAAGUCAAAAGACAAAGCCUCAGCCGGCAAGACGAAGACGACCUCGACGGCCGAACCAAAGUCCAGCAAAAAGAAAGCCGACGGCCCAGUUGUGACCGAAAAGAAGAAAUCUAAGGACUCGGUCCCAGGAGGCUUCCCUGGUGCAUUGAGUGACGAAGAAGUUGACGAUCUUCCGGACAGCCCUCCUGCACCGCCUUCGCCUGAGAAGCGCAAGUCGGAAACCAAAACCAAGGUGUCUGAAAAGAAAGGGAGCAAAUCCAAGAGUAGCACCCCCAAGGAGUCAGCUGUGAAGAGUCCAAGUCCAGCCGACGAGACGCCUGAAGCUCCGCUACCGACACCUCCACCGGAGGAGAAGAAACCGGUCAAGAAAGAACGUCCCCGUGUCGAACGCUCCGCCACUUCUUCCUGGGGUUUCUGGGGUGCAGCACCUCCACCAAAGAAAUCCAAAGACAAAGCGAAGGAGAGUGAAAUGUCGCCGCCAGCCAAGAAAGAGAAGUCGCCGCCUGGCGUGACUCGGUCCCUGUCCACGCGCACACCGAAGGAAAAGGAGCGAGAGGACAAGAAAGAGAGCGAGAAUUCCGGCUCUGAUGAGAAACCGAGGAGAGCUUCGGAAAAGCCAAAGCCCACGCGAGGUACCUCGUUCUCCAACUUCAUGUUCGGUGGUCCGCCACCGUCGGCGAUGCAGCGUUCAAAGACGACUCGAAGGUCUAGCAGUGCCGCCAGCUCCAGGCCAUCAUCAUCAAGACGUCGAUCCGAGGACGGCCUGGUAUCACCUCCUCCCGAGGGUGAACCACAAGUUAAUGAGAAGGUGGCCAAACUUAUGGGAAUGAAGACCAGCAAGGUUGCCCGACGCCAAUCGGUCAAGGGCAAAUCUUCAGCAGUUCCUGACCCGUAUCCAAUCGAUGACGAUGAUAUGGUGAUGAUUCAUACCCACGAUAAUCCACCGGCUGUCAAUGGAGCUUCUGCUCCUGAGAAGUCCAAGUCCAAGUCUUCCAAAAAGAACGAGUCGAAACCAAGCAAGAAAGACAUCUCUUACGACGACGACGUUGUCAUGGUCGAUGGCCCUGCACAUGGCGAUCCGCUCGUCACCAGUGGACCCGAUGAUCUUGCUUUUGUGGACCAUCCACCCCCUCUGAAAAGAAGCAAUACUUCAUCGAGGAAGUCCACUGGGUUCUUUGGCAGUAUCUUUGGCGGUGGUUCGAAGCGUGUCGAGCCUGACAACGAAAGAAGACGGAGUGUGGUAAUGACUGAUGUCGAGGACCAAAGUAUGCCAAUCCGCACCAAGGACCGAUCGAAGAGGAAGUCCCGUGUCGUGGAUGGAGAAGGAUUCACCACCGAUGCUCCUGCCGAUACCGAUGCCGACAUUGAAGCUCGUCGUGCUGAACGGAGGGCUAAACGAGAAGCGCGUGAUCGGAUGGAAGAAGCCGAUCGAAUCGAGCGUGAACAAAGACGCAAGGAGAGGCGAGAACGGGAAAAGGCCGACCUCGAAGCCCGUCAACGCAAAGCUCGCGAACGCGCCAGACAGGAACAGGAAGAAGAAGAAAGACGGCGCGAAGAAAAGCGAGCUCGGCGGGCAGCUAGAGAGGCCCGUAUGAAGCAGGAAGAGCUCGAAUUGAAUGCCGAAGCCGAGAGACGACGAGAAGAGCGACGGCGGCUACGAGCUCAACUUGAAGCCGAACAAGGCGAUGCGCAAGAAGCCCUAAGAGAAGAAAGGCGGAAGUCAUACUAUGCCGAGGAAGAAGAGCGUCGACGACGGAAAGAAGAGCGCAAGUCCAAAGACAAGGACCGAGGCAGGUCGAGCCGCAAAAAGUCUAGUGCGCUUAUGGAAGAAUACCAUGAAAGCCGGAGCGGUAGUGGCAAAGGAACGGCACCACCUGCCGACAAGACGAGUUCAUGGGUUAACUCGCAAGCGGAUGAACCUCCAGAAGUGCCGCCCGUUGAGGGGACAAUCUUGGAUCCUAGUGGUGAGAAGCCCCGUCCUGCAGACGAGACACGACGCAAGGGGUCGCGUCGCGCAGAAGGCAAAAGCGCCAGCGGUGGUAGCGACGAGAGAGAGCGAGAGAAAGAGAGAGAUCGAAAAGAGAGAAGACGACGAAAAGAGCGUGAUCCGGCCGAUGAUCGUGACCGAGGCUAUGGUGGUUAUGGCUACGACGAGGUGCCGGUCAAGACUUGGGAUGGACGACCCACGCUCGGCCGCAAUGACAGUAAGCGUCGGAGCUUUCUAGGGGGACUGUUCUGAGCAGCGACCGAUGGUCGACAUACAGAGUGGGCCAAGGAGUUUGCCGGACAGACAGCCUACGUCUGACCCUGCGUUGCCGACGUCAGCGGUGACCUCUGGGACACCAUCGACAACAAGCGCAGCGCGCACCUUGUCAGUUUGCAGGUUUUAUCGACUCCCAUCUCAGUGAGAAGCUGUUGUUUCUUUUUUGAGCGUGAGAAGGAGCGAGUUUUGCUUUCAUGUGCAUGGUUCGAGCGAGCGAUUUUGUUGGUUCUUAUUUUCUUUUAGCAUACUUUCAUAGAUACCCCCUUCUGUUCUCCGUUUCAUAUAUACCUUUGGCAGUAUUGCUCUCAAUUCAUGUUCAUUUUUCGUGG